This is a messenger RNA of Leptopilina boulardi, 805 nucleotides long. RefSeq names its product ATP synthase subunit d, mitochondrial-like. Gene Ontology annotation, molecular function: proton transmembrane transporter activity. The coding region runs from base 88 to 612 and encodes 174 amino acids. Gene Ontology annotation, biological process: proton motive force-driven ATP synthesis. NCBI's taxonomy places the organism in Eukaryota, Metazoa, Arthropoda, Insecta, Hymenoptera, Figitidae. The transcript has 3 exons. The record is from RefSeq and is a predicted model, not a curated record.
UAUUGGAGUUUCCUCCUCCUGGUCAUUUUGUUAUAACCUUACAAAUUGUAUCCAUUUUUUUUCGGUCUCUAUUUAUCGUGAAUAAAAAUGUCUCGACGAGCUCUAAAAGCAAUAAAUUGGGCAGCUAUUGCGGAGAGAAUUCCAGAAAGUGAAAAAAAUGUGUUAGCUGCUUUUAAAACAAAGUCGGAUCAGUAUUUACGAAAAGUUCAAGAAUAUCCUGAAUCAGCUCCAAAAAUUGAUUGGGCACACUAUAAGAAAUUAAUUGCUGUUCCUGGCAUGGUCGAUACAUUUCAAAAGCAUUAUGAAUCAAUGAAAAUACCUUUCCCCGCUGAUAACUAUACUAAAGUUUUGGAUGCCCAAGAAAAAGAUAUAGCUAGUCAAGUUGAGGAGUUUAUAAGAAAAGCUGAUCAGAUUAUAGCACAAUGUAAUCAAGAAAUUGAUGUGAUCAAUAAACGAUUGCCAGCUGAAAAUAUGACUAUGGAAGAAUUAAUAGAAGCUUUUCCUGAUAUCAAUGUGUGUACUAAAGAUAAACCAUUAAUUUGGCCACAUACCCCUGAAUUCCAACCUGAAUAUAUAGAACAGCAAAUUAAGGAAUCACCAGCAGCUCAUUAAAUUUCUAUUCAUCAAGCAGUGUAGUCAGGAUUAUUCAAAUAUUUCUUAAAAUUUAUCUUUCAGAACAAUAAUUGUUAUAUGGUUAAAAAAAUUAUUUCCAUUACGAUUUUUAUUGUACACAAAGAAGAAAAAAAAAAGUAGAUUCUAUCGCUGUCUAUGUACUGUUUCAAUAAAUAUAAGAUUAUUGUUUAAA